Molecule: messenger RNA, 539 nt
Organism: Ilex paraguariensis (yerba mate)
Lineage: Eukaryota; Viridiplantae; Streptophyta; Magnoliopsida; Aquifoliales; Aquifoliaceae
Source: the annotation of a GenBank genome assembly
UUUGUGCAAUUAGUCAGCUGCUACUCUCUCUCUUCGACUCUAAACAAAGUAGUCUGAUCAGAUCACCGACGGUGGCACUGAUGGACAAGAAACCAGUCACCAGCACGUCGGUCUUUACUGGAAAUGACAUGAAGCGAAGCCCAUCAGAACUGGCUCUGGAGGAGCUUUUCAAGCAUACGACCGUCCCCGAUCCUGUCGACCAUGAGAAAGGAAUCAAAAAAGAUAAAAAAGUCACCGAAAUUCGGAAUCAGAGUGCUGGGGGUUUUGUUGACGCAGAUGAUCUUUUUGGUGUCGAGGACGAUCAUAAAAGUUUUGCUCAUGUUUGUUCUGCGGUGUCUGGGUUAUGGUGGAGUGGUGGCGGCGAAAUGACACAACCACCUCCACCUCCACCUCCACCUCCACCUCCACCAGCAACUGUGCAAUGCAACAAAACGACAUCUCCACCUUUGUUGCCACCUCCACAAUUAUACAGAACAAAAAAACCAACCCAACCCAACACACUUUAUCUACAACCACCCUCACUAGCACACAACACCUAA